Molecule: messenger RNA, 7164 nt
Organism: Neogale vison (American mink)
Lineage: Eukaryota; Metazoa; Chordata; Mammalia; Carnivora; Mustelidae
Gene: SLC7A1
Product: solute carrier family 7 member 1
Exons: 13
Coding region: 309-2198 (629 amino acids)
Biological process (GO): amino acid transport; transmembrane transport
Cellular component (GO): plasma membrane
Molecular function (GO): amino acid transmembrane transporter activity
Source: RefSeq, a predicted model, not a curated record
CAUUCAGUCGGCGCGGGCAGGUGAACUGCCGGGCGGGGUGCGAGGCCAGCCAGCGUCCGCUAACCGCAGCCGCAGCUCCCGCUCCCUGCGCGCCGCGCCUCCGUCCGAGCAGCCGUCCUCCCAGCGGCGCGUGCCGAGCCCCUCCGCGGACUAGUCCGCAUCCUGCCACCCGCCGCCCGCCCGCCGCCUCGGAGCAAGAAGCUCCCAUCUCAUCCCUCCUGAGACGUCUUUGCUCCAGGACCCAGGUGAUCCUCAGGUGACGAGGUGACGAGUUCUUACGUCCUAUUUCAGCAGAAUUGAACAACACGAUGGGGUGCAAAGUUCUGCUCAACAUCGGGCAUCAGAUGCUGCGGAGGAAGGUGGUGGACUGCAGCCGAGAGGAGAGCCGGCUGUCCCGCUGCUUGAACACUUUCGACCUGGUGGCACUGGGGGUGGGCAGCACACUGGGUGCCGGUGUGUAUGUCCUGGCCGGAGCUGUGGCCCGUGAGGACGCAGGCCCCUCCAUUGUCAUCUCCUUCCUGAUCGCAGCGCUGGCCUCAGUGCUGGCCGGCCUCUGCUACGGCGAGUUUGGCGCUCGGGUCCCCAAGACAGGCUCAGCCUACCUCUACAGCUACGUCACCGUUGGGGAGCUCUGGGCCUUCAUCACUGGUUGGAACUUAAUCCUCUCCUACAUCAUCGGUACUUCAAGUGUAGCGAGAGCCUGGAGUGCGACGUUUGACGAGCUGAUUGGCAAUCCCAUCAGGGAGUUCUCACGGACGCACAUGGCUCUGAAUGCCCCUGGAGUGCUGGCCGAAAACCCAGACAUAUUUGCUGUGAUUAUCAUUCUCAUCUUAACAGGACUUUUAACUCUCGGUGUGAAAGAGUCGGCCAUGGUCAACAAAAUAUUCACUUGUGUCAAUGUUCUGGUCUUGGGCUUCAUAAUGGUGUCAGGAUUUGUGAAAGGAUCGAUUAAAAACUGGCAGCUCACAGAGGAGGAUUUCCAGAACACAUCCAGUCAUCGCUGCUUGAGCAAUGACACAAAACAAGGGACGCUUGGCGCUGGUGGAUUCAUGCCCUUUGGAUUCUCUGGUGUCCUGUCUGGGGCAGCGACGUGCUUCUAUGCCUUCGUGGGCUUUGACUGCAUCGCCACAACAGGUGAAGAGGUCAAGAACCCUCAGAAGGCGAUCCCCGUGGGGAUUGUCGCGUCCCUCCUAAUUUGCUUCAUCGCUUACUUCGGGGUGUCGGCUGCCCUCACACUCAUGAUGCCAUACUUCUGCCUGGACAAGGACAGUCCCUUGCCCGACGCCUUCAAGUAUGUGGGCUGGGAAGGUGCCAAGUACGCGGUGGCCGUCGGCUCACUCUGCGCUCUUUCCACCAGUCUUUUGGGUUCCAUGUUUCCUAUGCCUCGAGUCAUCUAUGCCAUGGCUGAAGAUGGACUGCUAUUUAAAUUUUUGGCCAAAAUCAACGAUAGGACCAAAACACCAAUAAUUGCCACGUUGACCUCAGGUGCCAUUGCUGCUGUGAUGGCCUUUCUCUUUGACCUGAAGGACUUGGUGGACCUCAUGUCGAUUGGCACUCUCCUGGCUUACUCUUUGGUGGCUGCCUGUGUGUUGGUCUUACGGUAUCAGCCAGAGCAACCUAACAUGGUAUACCAGAUGGCCAGAACUACCGAUGAGCUCGAUCAAGUGGACCAGAAUGAAUUGGUGAGCACCAGUGAUUCCCAGACAGGCUUUUUACCAGAAGCAGAACGGUUUUCUUUGAAAACCAUACUCUCACCCAAAAAUAUGGAGCCUUCCAAAUUCUCCGGGCUAAUUGUGAACAUUUCAACCAGCCUCAUAGCAAUUCUUAUCCUCACCUUCUGCAUUGUUGCCGUGCUCGGAAAGGAGGCUCUGACAAAAGCGGAGUUGUGGGCCAUCUUUGUGCUUGCUGGAUCUGCCCUCCUCUGCUCCCUGGUUACCAUAAUCAUCUGGAGGCAGCCUGAGAGCAAGACCAAGCUUUCAUUUAAGGUGCCCUUCCUGCCGCUACUUCCCGUCCUGAGCAUCUUUGUGAACGUCUAUCUCAUGAUGCAGCUGGACCAAGGCACGUGGGUCCGGUUUGCAGUGUGGAUGCUGAUAGGCUUCAUCAUCUAUUUUGGUUAUGGUUUGUGGCACAGCGAGGAGGCGUCCCUAGCCGCUGACCAAGCAAGGACUCCUGACGGCAAUUUGGACCAUUGCAAGUGACACGCAGCCCCUCCCUCAGAGGUGACCACAACCCCGAGGGAUGCCCGCAGAGGUCCUGGGAGCACCUCACUCUGUCCACCAGUGCGUCAGGACCCACCCACAUCUACACAGCCCCAGUGCAGCAGACACUGCAGCUACCUGAAGCGCAGCCUUAGCCCGCAGCCCGUGUGUCCUGCUUAGACUCGCUCCGCAGCAGGUGUGCGAGGGCCCGUCACCUCGGACAGCUCCCCAGCAGGGGCCGCUUGGCCACAGCUAGCCACCGCGGCUCCUAACACCCCUCUGAACAUGGAAAGCGGCCCCGUCCUCUCCAUCUCCGUGUGCAUGCUGCUGUGUGCUCAGGCAGAAUGGAGGUCACUGUUUCUCGUCACCUUGGGAAUCCGGGCCUCCCUCCCUGGGGACCAUUCUGGUAUUAAACAUGUGCGCACUCCAGACUCUCCAUAGCCAUCUCCCCAUGUGGCCCCCAAGGCCGGCCGCAGAGGCAAGGUGAGUACUCCAAAACAUACAUCCCCAGCAGUCUUGCCCCCGGAGCCAAAGGACAGCAGUUUACUUUAAAAAGGAAAAGCAAGACUGGUUUCCUUCUCCCAUUCCUGUUCCCUGCCUUGCUUCCAGAAGAGGUUGUGAGGACUGUAAGCUCUCUCCUCCUUCCCCUUCCAGGCAGGGGUUUCGCUGCUUCACCAGACAGCCCCGCACACUCCAGUGGUGCUGAGGGCAGGCGUUUCCGUCACUGACCAGGAGGAAGGGAGCGCCGCUGUGGGGACGAGGCAGCAGGACCAAGGCAGGGCCGCCUCUACUCCUGGUGCCCACGUGUGGGGACCUCCCCCAGCCGCACUCUCUCGCUCCAGGCCCCAGGCCGGUUCUGGCUGCUUCUGGUAUCUCUCGCCAACAGUUGUGUGUCCCAAGCACCUGGAGUGUGGCACUGCAUUCCUGUGGGACUGGCCUUAGAUUAGUAGAGCUUAGAACGCUGUAUUCUGUGGGUCUUUGCCAAUCACUAAAUCCUGCCCUCUGAUCCUUGUGGGUUAGCAUCUCGAGUCUUGUAAGGUUCUCAAGGCAGGUGUCCACUCAUUCUGAGGUGACAGUGGCCGGCCCCCCUCGCUGCUUCUGGUCCCAACAUGAUCUGUUUGGCCCCUCCUUAGAUAGAAUCAAACCGAGUCCUCUGUUAACAUCUGCAAAUCACUCCAAAUUAAGUUGGCACUUAGUGUUAACUUGGAAAAUGACCAAAUAUUUCCUUGGUGUGUUGUUGCAAGCGUGGGGUCUGCACGUGAGAAUGUGGGGGUCAUACUGCUGUCCAAGCGUUGUGGGUUUGUAUCUGGAUCGUAACCUGGCCCUGGACCCCCUGCCUCUGUCAGUCACAGAGCCAGCUUGGGUCCCUGCAGCUCCGUGCUCCGUGCUCCGUGCUCCCUCCUCGGACCCUGCAGCACCCUACACUCUCACCCACUCUGCAGAGAGGAGGCCAAGGAAACGAGAACACUGACGCAGUCUUCCUUCCCAUGAGAACGUGACUUGGGAGACAGAAGGGCCUCACGUGAACUGGAGGGGAGGGAGGAAGGCAUGUGGACACUCUAGAAAAUGUAAAUGCUGCUUUGAAGCUCAGACUCCCACUUCUUCCUUCUUAUCCGACCUUUGACACAAAUCUGGUAGAAAUAAGCCUGGUAAAUUGACGGCACUUGUCUGAUCUCCCUCAGUAGGUUCGGAGAGAAUUGCAAAAAUUUGUGGACCAGCCAAAUGGCAGGGUCGGUCAGUGGAGGGCUGGUGGGCCGGUGGCCAAGAGCUUGGCCUCUGCCCCAGGCCCUGAUCACCUGCCUGGAAGCUUUAUUCUAAAUAUCAUUUGUGAAUGUUAUAGAGGGAGGAGCAUAAGGGCUCAGAGCAGGGGUUUCCAAAGAAAGGUAUUUAAAUUUAUGUAGAUUGGUGCUGUAUAAUAUUUUGAUAAAUAUUAACUUAUUUCAUGGGGUUUUGGUUGUCUGCUGUCUUCUUAGAAUUUGUUAGCUAUUUGUUUGCUUGAUUUGUCUGUUACUUUCCCACAUAGGCAAAGAGAACUUGAGGGAAAUGUAGUAUAUGAGAAAAGUGUAGGGGAGAGAGAGAAAAAAAAAUUUUUUUUUUUACUUUAAUAUCUUUUUCUGGCUGAAAUUUCUGUGCAAGACAGCAGGCAAUAGACUGUAUACAGAUGACAUUUCAGCUGGCAACAUGUCUCCUUCUGCCGACUGACAAGGUGUGUUCGCCGAUGCCAUCCCACGGAAUGCGAAGCUCCUGGAGUGGGAGGGUCCUCCUUCCUCACCCCAAAGUGGGAAGUGCCUCCAGAAGCCUCGGAAAAGGACACCUGAAGGUUCCGCAGAGAAAUAGUUGUCAUGGUCACUGUGCUUUUAUGGAGACUAACUUCUGUUCAGUUGCCAGGGGUUUUUUCUUCUGUGUAUGAGGGUGGUAAUGUAAGGAAUGAUGUUUGGGGUCAGUCUCCCCAGCGCUGUUAGGCUUUUUUUUAUCCCAUCCUUCAUUCCUUCCCCAGAAAUAAACACAUACACGCGCCGGGGCAUGCACACACACAGGCAAGAAAUAACCACCAGAAAUGCCCAACAAUUGGCCUCCCUACACCCCAAGCGAGAAUAUGAUUAUCAGUUCCAUGGCUUGGCCAGUAUUUUCUAUACCGUCAGAAAUUCCACACUUCUAGAGACAUGCCCUUUGGAAAUGUUGUGUCUGCUUUUAUCUGUGGCCCAGUCGCAAAUAACCAUAUUGGUAAGACCCAUUUGUGUCAAAUAAGCCCCCCUUCCUGCCUCCCGAAGUGCACUUUGCCCUUCCUGUUUUUGUGACCCCAUGAAGACUCACAGAGAAGCCAACAGCGGGGCCCCAGGACCUCUGCUGAAGAUUGAGGAGUGUGAGGGGUCUCCAGGGAAGCAGUCCGACCCCGUGGGCCAGUGAGGCUGAGCCUGCUUCCUGGAGGGGGCCUUGGGCAGGAGAUAGGGCCUCUGCACUCCCCUCACCCCACCCUACCAGCUCACACCCCUUCCACCCAACUUGGGGCCUGAUUUGUUUUUCCAAACCUGUAAGAGUAGAUAGGGCCAUUUUUCCUAGGGUGUUUUGGAAAGACUCUAAAUCAAUACUGUUGUCAGAACCUCUCCCUCUCCAGCUCCCCAACCUGUGGUUUGGUUCCACUGAGUCAUCUCUCUUAAGAGAUCGGCCUCCUGGUCCUGUGUGCUGUGGUUUGGCUAUCACAGGCUGCCUGCCUGUCGUGUGUGCACUCUGGGGGCUUCAGGAGCCCCCAGCUCUCGAGGCUCUGGCACACCCCGUUCUGUACCUUUGGCACAGCCUGUGUGUGCACCUGGCUGAGGCCCCUGGCCCUUGCUUGUUGGGCUUUGUGCAUGGCAGUGGGCACGAACUGAAUUGCAUGCCCUCCUCGCAACACCCAGCGGGAGUUCAGAGCUGAGUGAGUUCUGCAGUCUGCCCGGGAUGGUCUCUAGCCUAACACCAGCCACGGCUGUGAGUCCAGGGUCCAAGGGUGGGUUCCUUGGGUGAGUGUGGACAUGCCUCGGAACGGCCCCAGCCAGAGUAUAGACGGACUCAGGCAUUUUGGGGCCAUCACCAGGAGAGGACACCUGCCAGCUCUGUGCCGGGACCGUCUUCUGAUCUGCGUGUCUCACUUGUAUACAUCUCAUCAAAGCUGAUUGUCCUGUCAGCACCCAAAAGCCGUGAUCACCAAGAUGGGAGUGAGGAAUCUUCGUGCCGGGCCCCGUCGCCGAUGUGUUCUAGCACGGACAGAGAUGUGUGUCUGCAGGCCUGUCCACACUCUGCUGGCCAUAGGUGUGCAACGUUUGUGUGCCUCUGUGUGGAACUGUUACAAAGUUCUUGGCAGAUGGAACUAAAUAUAUGCUAUGUAUGGUUGUUCUGUAUAACUUCAGAUAUAUGUUUGACAUCAUAAUGAGAGUAUUGUAUGUAAGGCUCCUCAGGGAGUGAGAUAGACAUUUUGUCAGACUCCUAUGGACUUUUUUUUUGGUAAUGAAAUGAUUCAUUGAUCCAGUGGUGCAAGAAGCUACACUCCGUAUUUCAUCAUCAUAGUUAUGAUGCCUGAUGGGUUUUUAUGGCAAAAGAAGAAAAUGUCAACUGACUUUGAUAUUCGUCACUAUAAUCCAGAGUCUUUCUGUGCCCUUUGCUUCAUUGAGCAGCAGUGCUCUUUUGAGUGGGACACGGACCGGCCAAGGGCCUCAGGGCACAGUUAUCAAGGAACCCCCUCCCCCUGACCCCGAUGGCCCUGUAGGUGUGGGGAACUGCCGGCCUAAAAACCCCCAUGAGAUCAAGACCUUGGCUGUGAAGUCCAGCAAAUUGAUCUUCUCAGGGUAUGAGCAGGGUCAGGAAGCAGGGCUGGGAAGAUGUGCUUUGACUUUGUUAAUUAAUUAACAAGGUAUACGAUGUUGUGUUUCUCGAUGACAAACUUUUUUAAGUUUGGGACUUAUUUUCGAUUUGAGAAGUUGUAAUAUAUAUUUAAAGUAAGUUUCCCGCUUAAGUUGUGCCUUCCAGCAUCGAUGGGUCUAAAGCAUGGGAUGAUGAUCCCAGUGAGGGCUGGUUUAUUAUCAAACCCACAGAGCUGUGGUUUCUCCAGUAAACUUUUUCUUCUACUGAACAUGGAGCCAUUAUUAAAAGAAUUGUGUUUCUUAUUAUGUAAAUUGUAUAAUAUUUUUGCUUGUUUGAUGUUCUAUUUUUCUAAUAGUUUUCUUAUAGUUUCUUAUAAUUGUAAUACUAGAUUUAGAAUCUGAUGCCCACUGCAAACCAGGCUGUCUCUGCUGUCCUCUCCUGUUUUUAUUUUAAGGACAAGCGUCCAUGUCCAUCACCUUAAAAAAAUGUGAAAUUCUGCUCUGUAUCCCAUUUUUGCUGACAACACUGUAUGUUGACAACUUCCUACUAUAUGUUGUAAAAUCAAAUUAUUUUGUGGUACAGUAUCUCAUGCUUCUGCCAACUCUAAUAAAUUCUAUGGCUUUGGCAUGCA